Molecule: messenger RNA, 3702 nt
Organism: Colletotrichum scovillei
Lineage: Eukaryota; Fungi; Ascomycota; Sordariomycetes; Glomerellales; Glomerellaceae
Exons: 3
Coding region: 887-3457 (856 amino acids)
Cellular component (GO): SBF transcription complex; MBF transcription complex
Molecular function (GO): protein binding; DNA binding; transcription coactivator activity
Source: RefSeq, a predicted model, not a curated record
CAGGUUCCCAGCACAGGUGCGUAAAUUGAGACGCGCGACACGCUCACAUCGCAAGACACGCCCUCGCGAAACAGACACGUCCCCAACACCGUUAAUUGAAAUUCCCAUUUCGGGCCCAGUGCCGCGGGCCCUUUUUCAUUUUCGGACCCGGCAACCAAAGCGACGAAUACUCGCAGUUGUGAACUCUGUCAGAUAUCCACUUGCUCUCCAGUCUGCCGUUGUCUGGACGCUCCAAUCUCAACCUCAUCCUUCUUCCUUUGGUGGCACUUUUUUGCGCCUGUCUGAACCUCAAAUCCACCGCCUCUUUCUGCUCUUGGCUCGAACCCGAAAGACACCUCUCUCUCUCUCUCUCUCUCCCUUGGAGAAUAGCCGCCUACCACCCAAACCUCGCCUUUGCAGCCUUCCACUCACAACCCACGACUCUACUCUGCUGCUGCUGGUCCCUCCAGCUGCCCUGCUUUGAUCUUCCAUCUUCCGUCGUUACUGCUACCUAUGGUAUAGCUACUGCAUCCGCAUACCUAGUAUAGUAAGGUACCCAGCACAAGGCACACAAAGCACCCGGUCAAAGGUGGCGCAACGCAAAGCACCGCAAAGCAACGCACCGCACAACGAGCCCCCAACCAAAGACCAAAGGGAACAAGACGGCCGCGGGUGCACGCAUUUCGCAUUUCGCAUUUCGAAUCAGCGCAACCCCCGAAUCCACUCUAUACCCUCUUCAUCUUCUCGGCCUCUACAACGACAAGACCAAGCCAUACUUCUCAACGUCGAUUGAUCGCCUCACUUAUCUAGAGCUCUGUUCCUCUACAACCCCUCUCGCCUCCUCUCCGCCUACCGAUCACAUCGCCUUACCAUCGGUUGCUCGCUUCCAAUGUGCUAGCGCUGGCACAUGUCUUCGACCACCCUCACAACUAGCCAACCCUCCCACUCCCUCAAUUCCCGCCGCAAAUCCUCCUUGUCCACCGCCCGACACCACGAUAAUCGCGGGAAUCCCGCUUCCACAGCAGUGAUGCCUUCCGCAUCGCAAUCACAGCCAUCAUCCCAACAGUCCUUCACAAUGAGCCAGCAAUCUCAGGGCGGCUAUCGAGCCUAUGGAGGGGACUCGAGGCUCGCCAAUGAGGCCCCGCAGAUUUACAGCGCCGUCUAUUCCGGUGUUGACGUCUACGAGAUGGAAGUCAAUGGUGUCGCCGUUAUGCGCAGGCGGCAAGACAGCUGGCUCAAUGCCACACAAAUCCUCAAGGUGGCCGGUGUCGACAAGGGAAAGCGCACAAAGAUACUCGAAAAAGAGAUCCAGACUGGCGAGCACGAAAAGGUCCAGGGAGGAUACGGAAAAUAUCAGGGCACCUGGAUCAAGUUCGACCGAGGCGUCGAAGUCUGCCGUCAAUACGGCGUAGAAGAGGUCUUGCGCCCCUUGCUGACGUACGAUAUGGGUCAGGAUGGAGGAGUUGCAGGCCGAGGAGACUUCAACACCCCGACCAAGGAGCAGGCCAUGGCUGCGCAGAGGAAACGAAUGUACAAUGCCGGGAACGAGGCAAGGACGAACGCCAUGGCCGGUCUCAACGGCACCUUUUUUAAGAAUAUUUCAACCACUGCGUCGCACGCUGUCGCUGCUAUCAGCAAGGCGCGAUUCGACUCACCCGGCCCGAGAAGCCGUAACGGACCGACCAAGGCGCCCAGCUUCAGCCGCCAGAGCUCUAUGCAGAAUGGCGAUGACUUCCCGGGCAACUCACAGCAAAGCUUCGCUUCCGACUACGGUAACCAGAACGACUCGGCCUAUUCGACCCAACAAACAAGUCAGCAGUUUGAUGGCCCAGAGCCGCCUAGGAAGCGACAGCGGGUAACCAUGACGCCGCAAGACAGCUUUGGAUAUAACAACAACUCUAUGGAGAUGUACCAGAACCAGUUUCCCGGAUCGCCCACAGAACCCAACGAAUCUUUCAUCUACUCUCAAGCUAACGCUCCGCCACACGACGGCCACAGCCCUCUGAGCCCUCUACCAUUCGAAAUGUCUCCCGAUGCGGAAGCGAAGCGUAGCAUGCUCAUGAGCCUUUUCAUGGACUCAGCAACCUCGGAUCAGUCAAAGCAUGAGAUGCUGCGAACAUUAGCCCCCAUUGAGCUGGACAUGCCUAUCGACCAGCAAAGUCACACUGCCCUACACUGGGCGGCUACAUUAUCACGCAUGUCUCUCUUGCGGGCACUCAUUGCAGCAGGAGCCAGUCCUUUUCGAGUCAAUGCCUCUGGAGAGACCGCUCUGGUUAGGGCAUGUGUUGUGACGAACUCUAUGGACCUGGGACAGUUCCCCGAUCUCCUCGAUGUUCUCGGAAGCACUAUCGAGGUUCGCGACAGCAAGGGACGGACCGUUCUGCACCAUAUUGCUAUGACGAGCGCUGUUAAGGGCAGAAAUGCAGCAAGCCGGUAUUACCUAGAAAGUCUCCUGGAAUGGGUCGUGCGGCAAGGCAGCAAUCCUAACGGACAACUCGCUGCCAACGGCAAGGGAGAGAGUGCGCCAGCCAGCUCACAAUCCCAGCCAUCAUCACAGCCCAAAAUGGGUAUCGCUCGCUUCAUGUCGGAGAUUGUCAAUGCCCAAGAUCAUGCCGGCGACACGGCCUUGAACAUCGCAGCACGGAUAGGCAACCGAAGCAUCAUCUCACAACUGCUAGAGGUCGGCGCUGAUGGCGAAAUUGCCAACCGCGCUGGUCUGCGGCCCGUAGACUUUGGCAUUGGGGGUGAACCUGCAGAUGAAGCUUCCAAGAUCAUCAACGGAGCCAAUGGCAACGCAACAAACGGAGAUGUCGAGAAGAACGGACUCGUCAGCAGUGAACCGACAAAGGAAAGCAGUGAUGAUAUUAUUUCAUCGAUUACACAUCUCCUUACCGAAGCAAGCUCGACUUUCCAAAGCGAAGUGAAGUCAAAACAGGCCGUCAUCGAGUCUCUCCACACCACCCUCCGCACAACAUCAGCCCAACUAGGUGAGGCCAAGAGAAACCUCGAGGCCAUGCAGGCAACUCUACGCAAACAGCAACUCGCGCGGCAAAAAGUCUCAAACCUGAGCCACGCUCGCGAGGAAGAACAAGUGCGCCUCACGCAGGAUCAGAACCGGGCGGGACGAACGAAUGCCCUCUCAUCGUCAUGGGAGACGGAACUCAGCGCGGCGCUCGAGACGGCCGGCACGAAUGGCGAGGGCGGCCUUUUGCCCUCGGCGGCGACCCUCAAGGCGAGGUUAAGCGCCGUGUCAGCGAGACGAGACGUCACGCGCAAGAUGGCGGGCGCGCUCAAGGGGAGGAGCAAGGACCUCGAGGUCAAGUACCGGCGCGUGGUGGCCAUGUGUACGGGGGAGCCCGAGGACCAGGUCGAUGCUGUCGUUGAUGGUCUGUUGAGGGCGGUGGAGAGUGAAAAGGGCGAGUUGGAAGUGGAGCGUGUGAGGCGGUUCCUCGGCGGCGUCGAGGGUGUGGUGCACUAACAUACCAUAGUUGGUGGUGUCGCGUCUCGAGGGAGAAAGAAGAAGUGCUCUCAGGAGAAAGAGCUAUUUUGUGUGGAUAUUGUCAUACCCCUAUGUUGGAGAAGCAUCCUUUUUUUACUCACGCCAAUCCGACCGUUUUGGCAAGUAUUCAUAUGUUCGAAGAGAGGAGCGGUGGUCUUUUGCCUGGUUUUAUUUUACUCGAUGGCGUUUGAGGGGAGUGAGGGAGGCAAAUCAGGAGAUGCGCG